This is a messenger RNA of Owenia fusiformis, 302 nucleotides long. The record is from the annotation of a GenBank genome assembly. Lineage: Eukaryota; Metazoa; Annelida; Polychaeta; Sabellida; Oweniidae.
AAUAGUUACCAUAGCAAUCAUUUUAGCUAUUGUUAGUAUCGUAGCGGCGACGCAUGUGCAAGAGGUACAACCAAUCCCAGCGCCACCUGACAUAACGCCGACAAUGUUCCCUCCUCCAAAGAUUGUUCACUAUGCGACGUGGACUACGUGGGAAUCAUGGUCCGAUUGCUCUACCUCUUGUGGAAAUGGAACUAAAUUGCGUUCGAGGACAUGUAAAAUACCAACAAGAGGAACACAAAAUGUUAUAAAGUGCAAGGGGGAUUCUUCACAGAUACAACAGUGUACUCUCGGCUUGUGUCCAA